GCGCUGAUCAACAUGGCGAUGUUAGUGAAAGAGACUGAGCUAAGAGGCAGCCCGUCUUUGGCCAUGAUCCUGGUCAACGCCUUCCAGCUUCUCUAUGUGGUGGACGCCUUCUGGCAUGAGGAAGCCAUUCUCACCACGAUGGAUAUUGUCCACGAUGGCUUUGGCUUCAUGCUCGCUUACGGAGACCUGGCUUGGGUGCCGUUCUUGUACAGCCUGCAGUCAUACUUCCUCGUAACCCACCCCCAGAAGCUUAGCCUGCCUCUAGCUGGGGGCAUUGUCCUGCUAAAUGGCCUGGGGUAUUCCAUAUUCCGUGGUGCCAAUUCCCAGAAAAACACCUUCCGCCGGAAUCCUGCUGAUCCCAGAGUGGCUGGGCUCCGGACAAUCCCAACGGCAACCGGACGGCGCCUUCUUGUUUCGGGCUGGUGGGGUUUUGUGCGUCACCCCAACUAUUUAGGAGACCUCAUCAUGGCUCUCGCGUGGUCCUUGCCCUGUGGAUUCACUCACAUCUUACCUUAUUUUUAUAUCAUCUAUUUCACCUUGCUGUUGGCCCAUCGGGAGGCCAGGGACGAGCAUCAGUGCCUGAGGAAGUACGGGCUGGCGUGGCAAGAAUAUUGCCGCCGCGUCCCCUAUCGGAUCUUCCCCUAUCUCUACUGAGUUCUCAAGCGCCCGUCUCCAAAUGCCCCCGGACUCGUCUCUGGGCACAACUGUGCUCUGGCCUUAGGCCAGCGAGAGAAACAAGACACCAGCAUCCCCUGGCAAGCAGACAGAAGUGUCAGCUGUACACGGCUGUUUCCCAAAACUUUCCUCAACUGACAGGGCUGGAUUGUUUUCCAUGAACAUUCUCCUGCUUCAUUUGCACUGCCUGGAAGAUAUCUUCAUUUGAUGUCCUUUUGUCAGUCUUGAAUUUGUUCCAAUUUUGUUCACAAUAUGAAAAGACCCAAGAAAUGUAGAUUCUGGAGCUGGACUAAUUUCUAUGGAAAUAAACUGAUUUUUAAUGAUUUAUUCUGUUUCUAGAGAAUAAGAGAAGGGAUAUCACUGGAACAAUCAAAGCACCUUGGUGACGUUUCUUGAUCUUCUAACAUUUCGCCAUGUUUGUGCGUGUUCAGUAGGAAGGUCUAACAGCUGAAUGUUUUUUUAAGAGAUUAAAGGGCCAAGAUCCUUGGGAAGUAAGCUUCUGCAUCCGUUAAAACUACAAGCCCUAUUUAUACAAAUUAACAAAGCAAUACUAACUGGGAGGCUGAAAUAAUAGGAGAACUGGAUGUAAUUUGGAGUGUCUAAAAUUUCACUUUUUGAAAACAUGUAUUACAGAGAUUUUCAAAAAGAGACAUAAGAACACUCACUUUUAGUGUUUUUUUAUGGCUUUAACUAAGCUCAGGGCUUUUAAAUUGUAGAAUGCUUUUUUGGGAGGUUGGGGUGGGGUUAACAUCCAUAGAAUGCCAGCUUUUAAAAGGAGAGCAUUUAAAACUCAAAUGUGUUUUUUGCUCUUGAAUAGCAAAUAAUAUGAUGCUGGGAAUAAUAUGAAUAUUCUUUGCAAUGGGAAAUCGUGAGUUGCUUCUUUCUAGUUAGUGAUGAAAUAUGUUUUGAAGGGGAUCUCUCUGAGUCACACUGGCAACAAUAACAAAUCUAUUCAAUUUUUGUUUUACUUCUGGUGCAGAGGCACAUGUGUCCAUAGAACAACUGAAGGAAGAUGAAGGGUUUUCAAGUUCACCCCCCAACCAUUUAAUUACUGGAACAAGGGAGGCAAAAUAAAGCAGGCAGAGGAAUCUUGAGGUGACCCAACAUGGAGAGUUGAACUGGAUUUGCUCCCUUGGUUACCUUCAGAAUUAAGGAGUUAUUGGCUUCUACAGUUUUGAAAGGAGAUUGAAGAAGGAAGCAUAUAAAUAAAGGUGAUUAAAAACUGUUG
Molecule: messenger RNA, 1903 nt
Organism: Python bivittatus (Burmese python)
Lineage: Eukaryota; Metazoa; Chordata; Lepidosauria; Squamata; Pythonidae
Source: RefSeq, a predicted model, not a curated record